This is a messenger RNA of Hyla sarda, 1064 nucleotides long. It is a transcript of the gene CLDN16, whose product is annotated as claudin 16. Gene Ontology annotation, biological process: bicellular tight junction assembly; cell adhesion. The record is from RefSeq and is a predicted model, not a curated record. Gene Ontology annotation, cellular component: bicellular tight junction; plasma membrane. Lineage: Eukaryota; Metazoa; Chordata; Amphibia; Anura; Hylidae. The coding region runs from base 196 to 933 and encodes 245 amino acids. The transcript has 5 exons. Gene Ontology annotation, molecular function: structural molecule activity.
UUGUACUGUAGCCUUUAAUCCAUAGGCUUUUUAUGGUUGCGCAGCCUCCUUAGCAGCCUCCUUCCUAAAAGUUAUCUUUUCUGUUGUGGGACACAGCUAUCAUUAUAUUUUGCAAUCAUCUUCAUAGGCAUUUAUUUAUAUAUUUUUUUAAGACUUGAUUUUCAUCUGGUCACCGGGUGUAUGUAGUCUAAUGAUAUGGAAACCUCAAGUGCCAGUCUUGGCAUAGUGAGGAACCUAUCACAAUACAUAGGCUUUUUUCUUGCCUUUGUGUCUGCCAGCUUUCUGAUUGUGGCAACUUGGACUGACUGUUGGAUGCAAAAUGCAGAUGACUCUCUGGAGGUGAGUACCAAGUGCCGUGGUCUUUGGUGGGAAUGUGUCACCAAUGUAUUUGAUGGAAUCACAACCUGCGAUGAGUAUGACUCCAUCUAUGCAGAGCACCCAAUGAAAUUGGUUGCAGCACGUGGUCUUAUGAUAACAGCAGAUAUUCUGGCAGGAUUUGGCUUCAUUUUCCUUCUCCUGGGGCUCGACUGUGUCAAAUUCCUUACAGAUGAAUCACACAUUAAGUUAAAAAUCUGCUAUGUGGCUGGAAUAACACUCAUUAUUGGAGGUGUUCCGGGGAUCAUCGGCUCGGUGUGGUAUGCCAUUGAUGUUUAUGUGGAACGAUCAAGCUUGAUUAUACACAAUGUUUUUUUGGGAAUUCAAUAUAAGUUUGGCUGGUCUUGCUGGCUGGGAAUGGUAGGGUCCCUGGGAUGCUUUUUGUGUGGUGCUCUACUCAUUGCAUCCUAUUACUUUUUUAAAGAAUCAAGAUAUGCAAGGAACCAUUCAUAUUCUUCUAGAAAAACCUAUCUUCGUGCAAGAAGUUCUGUAAGCAAGAUAUAUUCUCCACCUCAGACAGAAACUGCAAAGAUGUAUGCUGUGGGCACAAGAGUGUAAUUUAGCAGAGAAGACACUAUUAAAGGCAAUGGACAGCAAACAGUUAAAGUACCAGGACAACGUGUAGAAAUCCCCAUUAGCACCUGAUUUUAAUGUUGUUUAUUGAUUUUAUGACAAAGAUGAACUGUGAU